Molecule: messenger RNA, 5503 nt
Organism: Aegilops tauschii subsp. strangulata
Lineage: Eukaryota; Viridiplantae; Streptophyta; Magnoliopsida; Poales; Poaceae
Product: putative disease resistance protein RGA4
Molecular function (GO): ADP binding
Source: RefSeq, a predicted model, not a curated record
CCACCCCCUCCUAAUACUAAUACAGGUCCAUCUCUUCUUAUGAAGGGAAUACAGGCCCAGCUCUACUAACAAGCCAUAUAUUCUGCAUCAUCUGUCGGGAAAUUAUCCAUUGAUAUCUUUCUGCCCAUCGUUCUGGUCUAGGGUGCGAGAGGGACGCGUUUGCUCAAGCGGACUAUCACGAGGAGCAGCCAUUGCGCCAUGGUCACAUGCUGCGUGCGGUGAGUGGUGCGCUUUUGUUUAGAGCAAUCACCGCAAGCAAGGGCUUCUCGAUCUACUCUGAGCUCAUGCUCCCAGAUCCAGUGCUCGGUGCGUUUUAGACCUUUACUUGUUCUGGUACGAGCAGCAGGGACCAAACAUCCAUCCAUCCUAAAGUCAAAUGCGUACUGAAUACAUGGACCAAUGAUACGGCGGAGACUGGCCGGAGGAGCUGCUGUUGACGGCGAAUAGAGGAGGAGCCGGUGGUGGAGCGGCGAACAGAGACGGAACCGGUGGUGUUGCAGCUAACAGAGGAGGACCACGCAGCGCAGCUGCGACCUUCUCCCGGGCAUGGUCCAUGCGGCUGGCUGAAAUCGAGGAUGGGAUGGCGGCGCUGCGGGUGGAGGCGACGGCUCUAGGCUGGGAAGAAGCGGCGGGGCUGCACCUGGGGGAGUUGGGGAAGAAUGGGAAGAGGGAGGCGACGACUGAGUUCAGCGCAUGGGAUCGAUUAACUCCACCUUUUGCCUAGCAAAAGGAAGCGGAAAUGACGAUGGUCCUGGAUGCAUUUGCAUCCUACUUGCAAAACGUGCUCACAGAGAUGGUGAGUGAAGAGGUGCACAUGCUGCUUGGAGUCACAACCGAGAUCAAGAAGAUGGACGUCAAGCUUAAGGACCUCAAGUACUUCCUCGCCGACGCUGACAGGAGAAACAUCACUGACGAGAGCGUGCAAGAGUGGGUUGCCCAGCUCAAGCGGGCCAUGUAUGAAGCUACAGACAUCCUUGACCUCUGUCAGCUCAAGGCCAUGGAGCACGGUCCAUCCACUGCAGAUGUGGGAUGCUUCAACCCCUUGCUGUUCUGCAUGCGGAAUCCCUCCCAUGCCCACGACAUUGGCACCCGCAUCAAGGUGCUCAACCAGAACCUCGACGACAUCAAGGAGCGAAGCGCUGCUUUCAGCUUCAUACAUCUUGGUUCCUCUGAGGAUCAUAACAGUAAGGUGCAAGCCUCUCAUUCUCGCAAUAAGAGACGUGACACAUCAGGGGUGUUUGACCGGUCAGCUGUAGUGGGAGAGAAGAUUGAAGAAGACACAAGAAAGAUGGUUGAGAUCAUGCUGAGUGAAAAGAAGGGCAACACCAACAUCAUCGUGGUCGCCGUUGUUGGUGUCGGUGGAAUCGGCAAGACCACUCUUGCCCACAACGUCUUCAAUGACGAAGCCUUGAACAACAAGUUUGAGAAAACGAUAUGGUUGAGCAUCAACAAGGACUUCGACGAGGUUGAGUUGCUCAGGACAAUUAUCACGCAAGCGGGGGGAGAACAUGGUGGUAAUAAGGCGUUGGCUGUGCUUCAGCCAAUCCUUAUCACUACCUUGAAAGGGAAGAAGCUAUUCCUGGUGCUGGAUGAUGUGUGGAACCAUGGGGCAUGGGAUGAUGUGCUUAAAACACCCUUGACUAAUGUUCUCGCUCCAGGUAGCCGAGUCCUCGUCACUACUAGAGAUGAAACAGUAGCUCGAAGGAUGAAAGCCGUGCUUCCCUACCACCAUGUGGACAAAUUAGGGGAGGAGGAUGCCUGGUCAUUGCUCAAGAAACAGAUAAUCUUAAGUGAAACCGAUGAACGUGAAAUUGAUAUGCUCAAGGAUAUUGGAGUGCAGAUUAUAGCAAAAUGUGAUGGUCUGCCUCUUGCUGUCAAAAUAAUGGGAGGGCUCUUGUGUCAGAAGGACAAAAAACACCGUGAGUGGGAGAUGGUUCUGGAUGAUUCUAUAUGGUCAAUAUCUGGACUGCCUGAAGAGCUAAACCAUGCAGUAUAUUUAAGCUAUGAAGAUUUAUCUUCUUGUGCCAAACAAUGCUUUCUGCAUUACUCCCUUCUACCUAAAACUGCAGUGUUUUAUAGAGAUGAAAUCAUUGGCAUGUGGGUUAGUGAAGGAUUUUUUCACGGGACCUCGGAUGACUUAGAAGAACUAGGAAGCAAGUACUAUAAGGAGCUGAUACUAAGGAAUCUUAUUGAGCCAGAUACAGAGUAUAUUGAUCAAUGUGUUUGCAACAUGCAUGAUGUUGUAUGCUCAUUUGCUCAGUUUGUGGCUAGAGAUGAGGCACUAGCAGCUCACAGUGGAGAAACUAAUAUUGUUAGUAAACUUAGUGUACAUGAGUUUCUUCGGAUAUCUCUAGAAAGCAAAGGAUCAGAAUCAGAUGGGUUAAACUGGAGUUCCUUGCAAGCACAAAAGACACUAAGGGUACUAAUAUCAGUUGGCUUUGUAAAUAUCAAGCCUGGUGAUUCCUUGGUUCAUUUUCCAUGUCUACGAACUUUAUAUAUAUAUUCUGCACAUGUUGUAGCUUUGCUUGAAUCUAUGCAUGAACUCAAGCACCUGAGGUACUUGUCCUUGGAAAACACUGAUAUAUCUAGUUUGCCAGAUAGCAUUGGAAAGAUGAAACUGUUGCAGUACAUAAGUCUUAGUGGAUGCCAACAGAUUGUUAAACUCCCACCUAGCAUUGUAAAGUUAGGGCAGCUAAGGUACCUUAACUUCAUUGGAACAAGUAUAAAAGGCAUACCCAGGGGGUUUUGUGCUCUAACAAACUUGAGGAUAGUACUUGACUUUCCAGCCCAAGUGGAUGGUGAUUGGUGCAGUUUGGAAGAGUUGGGUCCUCUUUCUCGGCUCAAGAAACUUCAAUUGGACAGAUUGGAGAAUAUAACUGCUUCCUCAUCUGCAGCAAAGGCAAAGCUUAGCGACAAGGUGCAUCUUACCAACCUAGUGUUAAGUUGUGCCAGUAUAUUGGGAGAUGAUAGGCUGAUUAAAGAGGAAGAUGGUGUCUGUGAGGAAGAGCAACAACAAGUCGAGAAGGUGUUUGAUGAGCUCUGCCCUCCGCCCAGGUUAGAAUAUCUUGACAUCAGAGGAUAUUUCGGCCGAUGGCUCCCAAGGUGGAUGAUGUCUUCAUCAGUUGUGCCACUCAAGAGCUUGAGGAUUAUGUUCAUUUGCGACCUGGCUUGCUGCACACAGCUUCCUGAUGGCUUGUGCCAACUCCCUUAUUUGGAGUUCAUUCAGAUCAAGCGUGCUCCAGCCAUCAAGCGUGUUGGACCUGAAUUCAUGCAGUCCUACCAUCAGCACAGUCCUCAUCCUUCCCAGAUGGUGGCAGCAUUUCCGAGAUUGCAUAAGAUGGAGUUAAUAGGAAUGGUGGAAUGGGAGGAGUGGGAGUGGGAGGAGCAAGUGCAAGCCUUUCCUGUCUUGCAGCAACUUUUGCUAAAGCAUUGCAAAUUGAAGUGUCUUCCUCCUGGACUUGCCUCCCAGGCAAGGGCUUUGAAUAAAUUAUCCAUAUACUAUGUCCACAGUCUCAUCUCCCUAGAGAACUUUCCGUCUCUGGUUGAGCUGUAUCUGGGUGACAACCUUGACCUGGAGAUGAUCACUAAUCUUCCAAGACUGCAGAAGCUUACCACCGAAAACUGCCCAAAGCUGAAGGUGUUGGAGGGUGUUCCUGCACUCCAGAGGCUCGUUCUCUCGUAUAAUGACAUGGAAACAAUCCCAGAAUACAUGGGAGGUAUAAACCCAAGGCAUUUGGAGCUAUACUGCAGCCUAGCACUGCUCGCUUCAAUGGCCGCGGGACAAUCUGGCCAUGUGUGGGAAAAGUUCAGCCAUGUUGAGCAUGUCAAGGCAUAUGCACGCGAAGGAGAUAAUUCACGGAAAUGGUAUGUCUUCUACACAGCUAAACCCUACAGCUUGGAGACAAACGUCAGCCACUUUUUCAUGUCCAGAGGAACCUUGACUUCUUUUGAGGGCGCACAGAGAUUUGAGUCUUUCUUCAAAAUGACGAGAAAAACCUUUAGCUACAUCUGUAGCUUAGUGAUGGGGCCAUCAAUGGAAGAUAUGAACAGCUACACCUUUGUUGAUGGGAGGGUGCUGUCUUUAGAAGAUCGGGUAGCUGUUGCUCUUAGAAGGUUGCAGUCCAGUGAGCCAACAGAGAGCAUAGCAUCCUCUGUAGGUGUGAACGAGUCAAUCAUCUUGUUGGUAACUGAGAGGUUCGUUGAUACUGUGUGUGAGCGGGCAGACCACCACACAGGCUGGCCAGACUGCAGUGAGAAGGAUGAAAUCAAAUCCAAGUUUGACAAGAUCCACAAUAUGCAUAACUGUUGCGGGGUUAUAUGUACAACUCACAUCCCAUUUGGACCAAACUGCAACCAUGAGAAGAAUGACAUCGCUGUAAUCCAAUUCAUUGUUGAUGCAACGAAGAGGUUUAGAAACAUUUGGUUGGGACCAGCAGGUAGCAUGAACAAGUCGAGCCUUUUGAAGGACUCUGAAAUCUUCAAGGAGUGUGCGAAGGGCGGUUGGCUGAAUGGCAACAAGCUGAAAGUGGCAUUAGAUGGAUCAGAAGUCGGGGAAUACAUAAUUGGUGAUGCAGGAUACCCUCUUCUUCCAUGGCUACUCACACCUUACCAGGAAGAAGAACUCUCAGAUUCCAAGGCAGAGUUCAAUAGGAGACAUUCUGCAGCCACAACCAGUGCUCUGAAGGUGCUGACAAGACUCAAAGACACAUGGCAGUACCUGCAGGGAGAAAUGUUGUGCCCAUUCAAUCCAUACAGUCUAGAUAAGGUGAUCUAUGCUUGCUGCAUGUUGCAUAACAUAGUCAUAGAAAUGGAGGAUGAUGCAGCCAUGCUGAGCACCAAGCGGAGGAAUUACUCCAAGGAAGUGCGCCAGAUAGCAAAGGAGGACGUUGUCAGGGCGAGGGAUAUGCUGUCGCAACACUUCUUGGAUAGCGGGUCGUCCAAACUGGGAGAGGAGGAGGAUGAAGCAGCUUCAUUAACUAGGUACCACUGCUAGUUGCUAGCCCCCUGUGCUUCAAGAAGCACAGACAAGAACAACAGAUGAAGAGAUCAUUAACUAGGCGAAAGGGAAGCCGGCAUCGGUUGUGCUGGUUUGAUCAGGUGAAAGGGAAGCUACAUCGUGCUGGAUGUGAUUGGAGCUUAUCCAUGCACGAAUGCAGAGCAGCUCUGGUGAAAGGGAAGCCUACUUUGACACUGCAACAUGAUCUGAAGUUGGGCAUUCUUUUAAAAAAAUUGUCAUCUAUCUAUCUGGCAAAGACAAAGUGUUGCUAUGCAGUCUGUACUUUGUGGAUUGGCAGUAAGCUUUGUUGUGUUGAGAAACGACGAUGUAUUGUAGCUGCUUGGAGACUAUCUUUUUCUAUGACAUACGUAUGUUUGUGCAAGUAAUUAUUCAAUUUGGGAACUUCUGAUGAAUUCCGUAUGCAACUAUAAUGAGUAGAUCAGCUUGAAUCUAGUCUCAGAAACACUGAGGGCCAUUUGACAGUACUGUAUUUACUACUUACUACGG